This is a messenger RNA of Suillus paluster, 3351 nucleotides long. RefSeq lists its product as uncharacterized. Bases 178 to 2856 code for a protein of 892 amino acids. Lineage: Eukaryota; Fungi; Basidiomycota; Agaricomycetes; Boletales; Suillaceae. The record is from RefSeq and is a predicted model, not a curated record. The transcript is spliced from 19 exons. Gene Ontology annotation, molecular function: molybdopterin cofactor binding; molybdenum ion binding; oxidoreductase activity.
UGAUGGCCCAUCACCGACCCCACGCUCGACUCCUUUAGAUUCCAGUUUCCCGGAAGCCCCAUGCGUGAGGAAAUCCAUGUCUAGCAUACCAAGAUAACUUUUUAAUUGAGACUAUGGUGGCUGCUGCAUGGUUUCCCCUCAAACUCUGGGGGAGUUGACUAAUCUAUUGAAAUCACAAUGAUGAGCCAAUAUCUGGGUAUUGCUCAACAAAUCUCGAGGACUUCAAGUCCGUCUCCCACUUCACCUGGCACAUUCGACCCCGUUUCCACUAUCCCCACCACUCCCUUUACUGCUUUCACGUCAUUGGCAGGCUCCCCAGAUCGCACCUACCAGAAAUUUCAGGAUGGUCUCCCCAUACCGUUCUUCCCUGCGUCUUUGGACCAACCCGAAAGGAACGGUCCCCAACUUCCCCAACACCUUCCGCAGCUGCCACACAAUGCUACCCCGACAGAAGUAGCUGAGCAGGAUCUUGAGACGCCAGAUAAAUGGGUCAAUCGUAAUCCAGAACUGGUGCGAUUGACGGGGAAACAUCCUUUCAACUCCGAAGCACGACUUGGUGCUCUAUUCGAGGGUGGCUUUUUGACUCCAGCUCACCUGCAUUUCGUGCGGAACCACGGUGCAGUUCCACAGGUAAACUACGAGAUGGCUGCUAAUUGGACAAUUCGCGUGCAUGGUCUGGUGGAGCGAGAGGUAACAUUCACUCUGCAAGAGCUUCAAGAAAGGUUCCCUACUGUCACCCUUCCUGUAACUCUUGUGUGCGCCGGUAACAGGCGGAAAGAGCAGAAUGUCGUCCGCAAGACACUCGGCUUCAGUUGGGGAGCAGCGGGAGUGUCAACAGCCCUUUGGACGGGCGUCUACUUGGCUGACGUAUUGGAUCACGUGAGACCAAUCCGUAGACAAGCCAAAUACGUUGUCUUUGAAGGCGGAGAUAACCUUCCGAACGGGCCCUACGGAACAUCACAACGACUGACAUGGGCUUCCAAUAAGGACAAGGGCAUGCUUAUUGCCUGGGCAAUGAACGGUUUACCGUUAGAGCCAGACCACGGUUUUCCUGUGCGCGUUAUUGUGCCAGGUCAGAUCGGCGGACGGUCUGUUAAGUGGUUGAGACAUAUCGAAAUAAGCGAUCGUGAAAGCCAGCACUACGACAACAAAAUGCUGCCAACGCAGGUCAUGCCUGAACAAGCCCGCGCUGAGAAGCAUUGGUGGUAUGACCCAAGCGAGCUCAAUGUCAAUAGCGCCAUCGCGAAACCGGAUCAUAACGAGAAACUUUAUAUCGAUAAGACACCAAAUGAAGACGGCAUAAUUGCAUCAUAUCCCAUUCGAGGAUAUGCGUAUGCAGGUGGAGGUCGCAGGGUGACCCGUGUCGAGAUCUCGCUUGACCAAGGGGAAACAUGGACAUUGGGGAACAUCGAGUAUCCCGAGGACCGCUUCAGAGAAGCGCGUCACCAAGACCCAGUUUAUGGGACUCUUGAUGCGACCGAGCGCGAUACUUCCUUCUGCUGGUGCUUCUGGACAUUCGACGUUUCACAUGAUGUUCUCGCGAGCUGUGAUGCAUUGAUUGUUAGAGCCAUGGACGAGGGCCUCGCGUUCCAACAAAGAGACAUGUAUUGGCAUGCGCUUGGCAUGAUGAACAACUGGUGGUUCCGCGUUGCCGUUCACAAAACCGUUAACGAUGAUGGCAAAAUUGUCUUGCAAUUCGAGCACCCAACGCUCGCUGGGACAGCGCAUGGAGGGUGGAUGGAGCGCAUGAAAGCGGCUGGCGAGGACCUCACAAAGCCUAUUUUCAGCGAAAACGGACAGGAUCUCGCACCUCGUGCCCCAAAGCCUCAAUCAGAUGAGGUCUGCUUGACCAAACCUGGCAUAAACCGGAAAAUCACCCCGGAGGAGUUCAAAGCGCAAGAUCGACAGAAACCAUGGUUUGUCGUCAACGACGAGGUUUACGACGGAACCCCCUUUCUAAAGGAUCAUCCGGGAGGUGGUGACUCUAUAUUGCUUGUGGCUGGUGAAGACGCCUCUGAAGACUUCUUCGCCAUACAUUCUGCCGAAGGUAAAAUUAAAUUGGCUGAACACCAUAUUGGCACCCUCGUGACAAGCAUAGUCAACGAAGAGCCGACUACAACACAGUCGGAUGGGACCUUUUUAGAGCGUAACAGAUGGAAGGGCGUCAUAUUGUGUGACAUCAAGCAGAUCAACCAUGAUUCUUGCCUGUAUCGGUUCGCCUUGCCAAAAGAAGACCAACUGCUCGGUCUGCCAGUUGGACAGCACGUUUUCGUCCGCUUACGCCGGCAGGAUACUGGGGAAAUGGUACAAAGAGCAUAUACCCCAGUGUCGCCACAAGGCGCAGUGGGCUUCAUCGACUUUCUCAUCAAAUUGUAUCUUCCUUCCGCGGCAAUCCCCAUUGGAGGGAAAAUGACCACUGGCUUCCAUAAACUACGUCUCGGAGAUAGCGUAGAACUCAAAGGGCCGUUAGGGUCCUUCAUCUGGGAUGGACCAAACACAUCAUCAUGGAAGGGGAUAAGGAUGAUAGUCAAGGAAGUCGGCAUGAUCUGCGGCGGAAGCGGGAUAACGCCGAUCCUCCAGGUACUCCGCAGUAUUCUCCAGAACGCCGAAAGCGAGACCCGAGUGUGGUUAAUCAGUGCGAACAAAACAGAGCAAGACAUCCUCUGUAGAGAAGAGCUUGACAAGCUUCUCGCAUCGCACGGCAAGGAGCGUUUCAAGUUGCACUACACGCUUAGCGUCGCUCCUGAGGAGUGGACGUACAGCCACAUGCCCCCGCACUCUGAGCAUGGACUCAUCCUAGCCCCUGGACUCCAGAAUAUGGGAUGGGAUAUAGAGGAAUCUCUGGUAGUGUUCUGAAAGGUGAGAUGGUUGUAAGAAGUCGCAGAUUGUAUGAUAUUGUGAUACCACUUGCAAAAUGCUUGCGGCAUAGUAAGGCAUGUAUGAUUGGUGAGGCCUAGGGCUGGCCCCAUUAAUGGGUUGGCUUGCGAGUGUAGAGGUAAAUGACAAGGUCUACGACUACGAAUGAUGUGUGUGUUGCAUACUGCCACACAGGACUUUGGAUGGAGAGGGGGCAGAGGUGUUCUUGGGCAUUCGGCAAGAGUUCCGAACUUGCUUGGAAAAGAAGUCGCUGGACGGCAUGCAGCAUUUGAGAUCCAUAUGAAGUUCACUACAUAAGCUUGUCAUGGACCUGCAGUGAAUGUCAAGUAAGCCUUGACUCGAGGAAUUCGGGCAACCCUCCAUCACUUAAUGCUGUGCAGUGGCUGUGCAUAUGCAAGGAAGUACGACAGAUUUAUAGAAUGCAGUUAUUCGCAUUGCAAUCGUUCAGAUCGCAUCGAUGAGGACCCUGUAACC